UUUGCAGCAGACGACGCGACAUCGGUAGGGCAACUUUCGGCCACAAUUUUCCAGAUAAAUUAUGUAUUUUAGAAGGGAAAACACACACUCAAGUACUCCUUGAAGUCGAAAUUACAUGCCAUGGGUAUGGAAGAAGAAAUUGUUCCAAAAGCUUCGUCGAAAAAGCAAGGAGGGCUAAAGGGUCUUUUCAACAAAGACAAAGACAAGGGUCGUGCCCCCAAUCGAGGCUCCCAGGAAAAUCCUGUGCAGUUGCAGCAUCACAGCAUGCCGGAAAAUCGGCGAGCUUUAAAGACUGCCGAGUUCACUCCACCUGAGUACAAGGUUGAUCCACAGCUACUUAUCGAUAGCUUCAUUGAAAUCGCAAUCAAGUUUCUAGGCAUUAUACCCAAGGUGUCCUAUGGCCUGGAUCCAACAAAGAGAACUGAGCUGCUUCGAAUCAUUGAUAAAGCCAAGAAACAAGGCUUGCUUCCAUGGAGCACCAGAGAGACCAAGUAUGAUGCAAUCUUAUCCGUAUCAGCCAGACAGAUGAAAAUAGUCAGGAGAGAUGGUGAGGAGACGUUAGUGAGGCUUCCUAUCCAUGACAUUGCUGCAGUGAGUUACAUCAGAGACGACGGUCAGCACCUAGUCGUUUUCAAAAUCGCAAGCGACAGCCAGCAGGAGGAAUGUAAGCUGGUUGUGUGUGAGUGUCACUCGAAGGAAGGUGCAGAUGGAGUAUGCGCACUGUCACAACAAAUCUUCUACCUAGUUUACACUGAACUCACAAUGAAAUACUUUGAUCAAAGUAUCAUAAGGGCAGCGAGGAACACAUCUCUAGGCAGUAUGUCAAGAAGUGUUGCGAGUAGAACACCGUUGGAUUUAGAUGUCUUCCAACCUCCAUCGCCUGACCCAAGCUCACCCGCAAUGAGGCAAAGCAACAGCAUGGAUGAUCUCAGUGUGACAGCCAAGUUCCUGCUACAGGAGUAUAUAGAAGUGCUUCGAAGUAAACUAACAUCCGAUGAGCUGCAACAAUUCGCAUUGAUUCUGCGUGACUACAGACAGACGGGGUCCAUCAAGGAUUUCUGUAAAAAGCUUCAAACCCUCUAUGGACCGGAACGGAAGCUCCUCUUCCCAGGGAUGAGGCCCUACAUCCCGGAGAAGGAUAUCGACUAUUUUGAAAACGUCUUGGAGCGAAUGGGUGUCCAAGACGUCGCAGCCAACAGCUACUACUACACGAGUCCGCAACGCUCACGACGCACCAACAGCGAGGCUUCGUCAUCCAUCGGUGGAUUCGACAUGGGCUUGUACAGCCACUCCAUCAUGUCGGAGAGAGACGAGCUAGAUCGAGCUUUACAAGAUAUCUCUAAAGAGGUGGAACACCUGGAAACAAGCGUUGACUCGUGAGUUAUGACUCAAGAGUUAUGAUGACUCACAUAUAAGAGACCCAAAGACACAUGUGAGUUUUUUACUCUGUUGGUUACUGUUUGGUUAUUGUUUGCAGUUCAUUUGUUGGACGAAGGAAUAGAGCGUUGAACUCACGAGUUUAAGACUCCAAUGGCCUGAUGACAGAAUGAGUUUUUACUACUCUUAAAAUUUGAGUCUGUACUACUUAUUGGAUAACAAGGUCACACAGCUGUAUACGUCUGAUGUAAUAUUAAUCGCAGCGUAUUGGUGUAUUCAGGAACAUUUAGAAACGAGCAUUGGCUCACGAUAAGACUACUUACGAGCGUUGACAAGAAAAUGAGUGAUACUCUUUGUGUGUUGAUCUCAGUGUAUUUGUUGGAUGAUAGAACACCUAGAAACUCACAAGACCUGAUGAGUUUUCACUUUUUGAUGAGGUUAUACUCACUGAGUUGUAUAUAAGUGAUAUUGUUUGCAGUAUAUUUGUCAAGAAAGUGGAGACCUAGAGUAGAAACUCGUAAGCGAUAUUAUGUGAGUAUAUUUUGAGAAUACGGAUUACUCAGGCGGAUUACUCAGUCGCUCCAAAGUUGUGACGAACGGACGAUCUAUUCGCAAGAAACUCGUAAUGAUACCGAGCGUUGAAAUUUGGCUCACACUGGAUUUCUGAUCGGAUUUGCGCAGUCGUCGUCUGAGUGAUGCUUACAAUGUACAGGGAUUCAACUCCGGAAAUAACUCAUAUAGUUACUCAAUUACUCAGUCCCCCCAACAGAGAUAAUCAGGGUCUAAUAUUAUAGUGCUGCUUAAAUACACAGGACACUAUUGGUAAUUGUCAAAGACCAGUCUUCUCACUUGGUGUAUCUCAACAUAUGCAUAAUAUUACA
Asterias rubens (European starfish) is the source of this 2258-nucleotide messenger RNA. RefSeq names its product cerebral cavernous malformations protein 2 homolog. The transcript has 11 exons. The record is from RefSeq and is a predicted model, not a curated record. NCBI's taxonomy places the organism in Eukaryota, Metazoa, Echinodermata, Asteroidea, Forcipulatida, Asteriidae. Bases 121 to 1380 code for a protein of 419 amino acids.